AAAUUCCUGAACCACUCUCUAUCUCGCCGGCUUAAAUAUCACCACAUCCUCUUCCCUCUCUCUUUUUGUUACUUCAGAAAAAAUGGCUCAGUUAUUUGGCAAGGCCUCGAACUUUGUGACUGAGAAACUGGGCAAAGUGGAGAAGCCAGAGGCAGAUCUCACAGAUGUUGACUUCAGGAAGGCGAGCUUCGAUGCUGCGGAGUACGUCGGCAAGGUCCAUGUUAAAAACCCUUAUGAUCACUCCAUCCCUAUUUGCGAGAUCACCUACAAGCUCAGAUGUGCUGGCAGGGAGAUUGCAUCUGGGACAGUUCCGGACCCCGGAUCAAUUAAGGGAAACGAUGUUACUCUUCUGGAGGUGCCAGUGAAGGUGCCACAUAGUGUGUUGGCGACCUUGGUGAAGGAUGUUGGGGCAGAUUGGGAUAUUGAUUAUGAGUUGAUAUUGGGUCUCACCAUUGACCUUCCUGUGAUUGGGAAUUUCACCAUGCCUCUGUCCAAGAAGGGAGAGAUCAAGCUUCCCAGCCUCAACAGCUUCUUUGGUUGAGCUCCCCAUGUUUUGAGCAUCUUUUAUCUUUGUAUGUUGUGCUUCAUAUUAAGAUUUCCUUUAUGUUUGAAGUCGAAAAGAUGCGCUUGGCGUCUGGAACACCCCGACUCCUGAAUCUGUUCAGCUGUUUGUGAGUAAAAAUGUAUUGGAGUUGUAACUACAAGUCUACAAGGAUGAAAUCUUGACAAUAAAUUUAUGAAGUU
Messenger RNA from Argentina anserina (silverweed cinquefoil), 744 nucleotides. Its product is annotated as desiccation protectant protein Lea14 homolog. The record is from RefSeq and is a predicted model, not a curated record. The coding region runs from base 83 to 541 and encodes 152 amino acids. The transcript has 2 exons. Lineage: Eukaryota; Viridiplantae; Streptophyta; Magnoliopsida; Rosales; Rosaceae. Gene Ontology annotation, cellular component: cytosol. Gene Ontology annotation, biological process: response to desiccation.